AUGGCCCGAGGCGACCCCGAGGCCGACGUCUUCGCCGUUCCCGACUUCUGGCAGACGUCGAAAUGGCUGCAACAGGUGAUUCAGGAUGCGCCGCCAACCCUGUUCACAACGGACCUCGGUGGCCUGCCUGGAAACCCGCCGUUUCGUGUUGCGCUCCAGCAGGAGGGCUUCUUCAAGCUCCCUUCGCUCUGCCUUGUCGAGCCCAAGCAGACGGUCACUCAGCCAGAGCAGCAAUGUGCCAGCACUGCUUCCACCAGCUCGAGCAGUACUGAAGAUGCCCAAGAUGUCUGGAUCGACACUGCAGAGCCGUCGGAUGACAAGGUUAGCUUCAGGACAUGGGAUGCUUUCAAAACCACAGAGUUUGCGGUACAUCAGCCCAUGUUCGUGAGCGAGGCUGGCCCAGCCGCCUACGAUGCCUUGCUGCGCCAGGCCGCAGAUCCGCCGGAGCUCCAAAACUCGGAUGCUGCCAUCGUGGAAGCCAGGACCUACAUCUCUUGCUUAUUGGCACUGGCUCUCGGCCGAGACUCCAUCUUCUUCAAAAAGGACAACAAGCUGCAGACAUUCCACCCUGCGCUCCCAAGCUUUCGCAUCUCGGGAUAUUCUCGACAAGUCCUCGAGGGAAUCGAAAGUCAGGCCCUCCGGUGCGGGGGCUCUUUCUUGCAGCUGAGUGCCUUUGUCCGGAGCGCCUAUGCCAAGAACUCGAGUCGCUGCGAGGUGGCUCUCGCCAGUAGCAUCUCCCACGUCUUGCAAGCCGUGGAACAGAGGCUAGCUGUAGAUGGCAUCAAGCCCCGUUCCCUCUUGCAACUUCAGGCGUCCAUCCGGGACGUCUCAACCGCAUUGGCUCCUCCUCAAAGACUCGUCUCGCGGCUGCGUCAAGAAUUUUCAGACGAAGAAAUUUUGUCCCUCAUUUUUCAUAUGGCGUCCUCCUUGGACGACGGCCAAGGCUUUGUUCGAGUCAUCGUGCGCGAGAUGUUGCGGCGAGUGUCUGCCCCAUGGAUCGAGCUAUUGGAAGAGUGGAUCGGAACGAAGCGAGAGGAAGGCAUUCCGCUGUCAAAGUCUUGCGUGGGAGAAAGCAGAGGGUUUGUCAAGGUUGAAGCGGAGACGUACGUGGACGAUUUCGGCCGCGAGGUAGAAGACGUCGACUUCCGACUGGAUCAUACCAAGGUGCCGGACUUUAUGCCGAGCGAUGUGGUCGAGUCGAUGUUCGAGACGGGGCGCAACUUGCGUUUCAUCAGAUCCUUUCACCCAAAUCAUCCCUUGGCUCAACAAGCCGUGAUUGAAUCAACGCAGCCGCCAAAGGCCGAGUGGCUGUACGACUGGGCCUCGAUAUUGGAACUCGAGAGACGAACCGCCCGGUAUCGCGACAACCUCUACGAGGUCCUGCGAGCAAGUCGCCGCGACUCUUGGUCCCGCACGCAUGGCAUUGGAGCCGUUGCGCCUGCCCCCAGCUCGACGUUUCAACUCGAUUUCUUUGGACUGGAUCAACAUGGCAUGGAAGAGAAAAUGUUGGCCUCAAUCAAACAGCUGGACCAACCGAUGACUGGGCCGAAAGGCGAGGAUUCUCUGAGCGAACUCUUGCGCGAGCGACUCUUCGAUAUGCACGGUGCGGACAUGGAUCGAGCCGACGCCACGCCGCACUGGUCGCUUCUUUCCGUUCUCUCAUUCGGUGGGAUUGCCUCGGCACAGGCUCAGAUAGUCAACCGUGAGAGCCUGCGGUUGCUCUUCGACGCACACGACAUUCGUGGGCAGUUGAGGCUGCAGCGAGACUUCCAUCUUUUCGGCAACGGAAUGUUCUGCAGUCGCUUGUCACACGCAUUGUUUGACCCCGACUUGACGUCGGCGGAGAGGCAGGCUGGCAUCGCCAGACAGGGAGUCAUGGGGCUCCGCCUCGGUGGGCGGGAUGCCUGGCCCCCAGCUAGCUCGGAGCUGCGGCUGGUUCUUAUGGGGGUUUUAACUGAAAGUCACGCUUCUCGAGACAGCUCGAGCUUUAGCCUUCAGACUGGCGACUCUUCUCUGCCGGGAGAUCUAAGUUUUGCGGUUCGGGACCUGUCGACCGAGGAGAUUGACAAGUGCAUGAACCCAGACUCGCUCGAGGCGUUGGACUUUCUUCGGCUUUCCUACAAAACGCCGGCGGAAUUGAGCGGCAUCAUCACCCCCAUCCACCUGAUGCACUACGACCGCAUCUUCAAGCUCCUCUUGCGGGUGUUGCGGAUGCAGUACGUUACCAAUCAGCAUUGUCUCAGCGUCAAGGCCCAGGGUGACAGCUGGCAAUGCCCGAACAAUGCGUCAUUGCGCUUCAACAGAGAGGCCCAUCACUUCGUCUCGAGCGUGGCAUCGUAUUUCCUUGAUGUGGGCGUCGCCAUUCCUUGGCAGAUGUUUGAGCAAAGGAUGGGCCAGGUGCGGGCCGACCUCGAGGACGGCAGCGGGGAUGUCUCGACCAAGAAGCUCCAGAGCCCCAACGAGCUACGAGAGCUUCACUCACAGGUUCUCGACCGCAUCAUGUUUGCGUUGUUCUUGCGCAAGCGGCAGCAGCCGGUGCUCAAGCUACUGGAGGAGCUGUUCAGCAUUGUGCUCCGGUAUGCAAAGCACGCGAGGUUGGAGGCCUUGGGGAGAGGCGGCGAGACGGAAGAGAAGGCGGACGCCGCGGAGCUGUACGCCGAGUUCAAGAAGAAGAUGCAGGUCUUCCUGACGGUCUGUCGGGGGGUGUCGGAGAAGGGCCGGGCAGGGAGUGGCAAGGCAUACGAGGAGCUGGGCGUUGGGGAGGACAGCUUGGUGGCGCAACUGCUGAUGAAGCUGGACAUGGGCCACUUCUAUGUCGCGCAGUUCAGGGGCUAA
Hirsutella rhossiliensis is the source of this 2835-nucleotide messenger RNA. RefSeq names its product spc97 / spc98 family domain-containing protein. Lineage: Eukaryota; Fungi; Ascomycota; Sordariomycetes; Hypocreales; Ophiocordycipitaceae. Gene Ontology annotation, cellular component: centrosome; gamma-tubulin complex; equatorial microtubule organizing center. The record is from RefSeq and is a predicted model, not a curated record. The coding region runs from base 1 to 2835 and encodes 944 amino acids. Gene Ontology annotation, biological process: spindle assembly; mitotic cell cycle; microtubule nucleation. The transcript is spliced from 2 exons. Gene Ontology annotation, molecular function: gamma-tubulin binding; microtubule minus-end binding.